AUGGGAACACUGCCGGCCAGUACAAUUGGCCUAUGUAGAAGAAGGAGAAAAUCAUCCAAGAAGGGAUUCACUGCUAGACCAUGGCCUCUGCCAAUGUUCGGGGAAUUUGAUGAGCCAAUGGAGAGAAGGAAGGACUUCUUCACUCAAACAGAGCCAACACAGCCAGGUCUGUUCACCUCUGACCUUGAGCUGAACCUGAGCGCCAUGGCGCAAUAUCUUCCCAACUUCGGCGAGGACAGUCCGUUGCGAGAGGAAGCCCGCAAACACCUUGCUCGAGGCAGCGACGGGUUUCUCAAGAUCUUACUAGUCCUUUCCUGUCCUCGGUUGAGAGCGCUCUACUUUGCUCGAGGCCACAAAGAAUCAGCCAGAACGACCACGCAGCCAGGAAGCAGUCUCCAAUGGCUGGAAAUCGUCACUAUGGCACACCGGGACCAAGAUAUCUUGCAGUGGCCGCCAGGACUACAAUCACUCAAACAUGUCGCACUAAAGGCCGAGGCUGGAACGUGGUUGGACAAGCAGGAAGCGUCAUUCGGCGAGAACUGGAUGUCAAAGCUCUUGAAUCUGCCCAAUCUGGAGUCCCUUUACUUCCACGGCUGGCGUGUCGAGCCUGAUGACGAAGACGAGAAUUUCGAUCAUUACCUGAUCGAAGGCUGUUCGUCACUACGCCACCUGUUCCUCGAUGGUCUCACUUACUUUGAUCCAUACGUGUGGUAG
Molecule: messenger RNA, 714 nt
Organism: Cercospora beticola
Lineage: Eukaryota; Fungi; Ascomycota; Dothideomycetes; Mycosphaerellales; Mycosphaerellaceae
Source: RefSeq, a predicted model, not a curated record